AUGAAUUCACAAGAACAAAUUAAAGAGGAAAAAGCUUUAAGAUUAAGGGAAGAAGCUUUAAUAAUUGAAAAUAGUGAGUUAUAUAAAUGGAAAAGUGACUUACUUGUUCCAGGUCAAAAACUCAUUGCAACGCAUAAAGACUUGUUGAUUCCAAUAUUAUUAAUUCAACAAAAUGGUUUAGGGUUAUUAGCGAGGGUUAAGUGA
Racocetra fulgida is the source of this 204-nucleotide messenger RNA. NCBI's taxonomy places the organism in Eukaryota, Fungi, Glomeromycota, Glomeromycetes, Diversisporales, Gigasporaceae. The record is from the annotation of a GenBank genome assembly.